GGAAAUUAGGUAUUAUUUUUUUCAAUUUCUUUAUUAUUUUAAUUCUUAAUUAAUCCAUGUUUUCUUCUCCGGUUAACAUUUCACAGUUACUACAGCUCUCUUUUCUCUCCGGCGACAAUGAUUUUUUUUUUUUUUUAAUUUUUUGAUUGAUGUUUAUGUUAAUUGGUAGAAAAUUAAUCAAUCAGAUCAUACUACAAAAAAAAUUUUGUUUAAUUUGUCAGAUGUUGAGAAGGAGGGAAGCACUGGCGUCAAACACUCCGUGCGCGGCGUGCAAGUGUCUGCGGCGGAAAUGCGUGAACGACUGCAUCUUCGCCCCGUACUUUCCGCCAAACGACCCCCAGAAAUUCACGAACGUCCACAAAGUGUUCGGCGCGAGCAAUGUGAGCAAGAUUCUCCACGAGCUCCACCCUCGAUUGAGGGAGGACACAGUCAAAUCGCUCGUCUUCGAGGCGGAGUGCCGCCUCCAGGACCAGGUGUACGGUUGCGUAAAGCACAUCUAUUUCCUACAGGAGACUAUGAAGAAACUUCUAAACGAAAUCCAAUCCCGCAAAAUGGACUUGACCAGAUAUAUGGGGCCUCAGGCCAUGCUGGUGGGGACCCCGCACGAUCCUCACCGUAUCGAGAUGCAGCAGAUCGUCGCCCACGAACAACAACAGCAGCAACAACAACAAUUGAUGUUGCAUCAUCAACUGCAACAACAGUUGCUGCUGAAUGAUGCGGUGAGCUUUAAUGACGUGUUUGAUGGUCCUGGAAAUGAAAAUUCGGUUACGGCAUCUGGUUUUAAUCAGAUGCCCGCGGCCGCGGUUGAUGUGGUGCAACCUCACACGGUGGGUUUGGAUUGUUCUUACGGUGAUCACCUCCAAACGCAGACUCCGCUGCAGCAAGAGCAACGACAAACUUUUUGUGAUUCUGAUAAGCAACCAAUAAUCUAA
Erythranthe guttata (spotted monkey flower) is the source of this 932-nucleotide messenger RNA. The record is from RefSeq and is a predicted model, not a curated record. Lineage: Eukaryota; Viridiplantae; Streptophyta; Magnoliopsida; Lamiales; Phrymaceae.